GUUCGAUCAACAGACCUGUUCACUCAUCCUCCUGCAGAGUUAAGUGAAGACCUCAUAUUCCAAGAUGAUGUAUGUUUUUGUGGUACUCGCUGUCCUUUGCACCAUGGGCUGGACUAUGCCUUUACCUGAUUUUUACUCAUACUCGUUGGCUGUUGGGGAGGGCACUGGAUUUGAAUUCUCUACUGCACAUCCGGAUCGGAUAACUGGAGUGAAAGUUUAUGAAUACCCAGGCGCAUACAUCAAUGGGAUUCAGCUAAAAUACGGAAAUAACUGGACUGAACUGGUUGGUGUAGAUUAUAAUGGUAACCCAGAAGAGAUGACACUCUUUGACAAUGAAUACUUCGUUCAGGUCUCUGGAAAGUAUUACAGCACCUACAUCUAUGAGGUUAUGUUUGUCACUAAUCAUGGGCGCUCUAUUAAAGUCGGUCAACCGUAUGGAGAUUCAUUUAACCUGUACCCAACCCAUGAUGGAAGUGAACUACGUUUCCUCAGUGGCCGACAGAAUGGACAUGCUCUCACUUCCCUUGGGGCUCACUGGGCUGUGUACCCUGACACAAGUACCGCCACACCUUAAAUUUAAAGUCAGAUACACUACAGUGGGUUUCUACACAUAAUUGUAUAAUUCCAGUUAACAAAUAACCCACUUACCUAAGUAACGUUCUCAGAGGUGUUCUUUCGUUCCAGUUUAAAUAACUGUUCUGUCUUAAUCAUGUUUAUGUUUUCUUGUUUAAGCUUCUUUCAUUAUGAUUAUUUCUUAAAUGGCAUUGAUCCUUUUAUUGCAAUGAGAAAUGAUAAUGUACCAUAAAUGUGAAUAAAAUAGGCCAAUAUGUACCUGAA
Triplophysa dalaica is the source of this 837-nucleotide messenger RNA. RefSeq names its product zymogen granule membrane protein 16-like. The transcript has 4 exons. The coding region runs from base 65 to 574 and encodes 169 amino acids. NCBI's taxonomy places the organism in Eukaryota, Metazoa, Chordata, Actinopteri, Cypriniformes, Nemacheilidae. The record is from RefSeq and is a predicted model, not a curated record.